This is a messenger RNA of Athalia rosae (coleseed sawfly), 4232 nucleotides long. RefSeq names its product putative fatty acyl-CoA reductase CG5065 (gene FAR1). NCBI's taxonomy places the organism in Eukaryota, Metazoa, Arthropoda, Insecta, Hymenoptera, Athaliidae. Gene Ontology annotation, cellular component: peroxisome. The transcript is spliced from 6 exons. Gene Ontology annotation, biological process: long-chain fatty-acyl-CoA metabolic process. The record is from RefSeq and is a predicted model, not a curated record. Bases 599 to 2149 code for a protein of 516 amino acids. Gene Ontology annotation, molecular function: alcohol-forming very long-chain fatty acyl-CoA reductase (NADP+) activity.
CCAGCGUUGGCUCAGUUCACGAGUUUCGUUGUCGGCAACUUAUCGUUAUCUCUCGUAUGUACGACGACGCACCACCUUUUCACCGCAACUCGAAUCCCGAUUUCGUCGAACGAUACUUCAUCAUUGGAUAAAUGAGAAAUUUCUCUGUACGAAAUCGAAGAAACUGAGGAGAAAAAUAAAAAUCAAAGAAGAAUAAACGCUAAUUGGAUAUCGUGUCUGUUUCGUCGUUCGCUUCGCUGAAUGCAUCUUCGCCGCUCUGUUUCGUUGUACGAUUCUGGAUUUAUUAAUUCUAAUUACACCGACGCACGUGCAACUCGUGAAUUAUCAUGUAGGAAAAUAAUCGUCAAUAGCACGAAAUGAGGCCAGUUCCAACCGCAACACUGAGAACCAGGAAAAGUAGAAACGAAGCUGCAAUUCCGUCGUGUAGUAGCGACCUCCGUAUUUGAGUCUUCGACAAAACGAUCCAUCUUUAAUCUAUAAUUCAUAGGCUUCCUUCGUAUAAAAAAAAAAUAAAACAAAAAAUAAAAAAACCAAAAAAUAAAAAUAAAAUAAAAAAAAAUCCCUUUUCUUACCACGCGAAAUCUAGUCAAUCGGGGAAAUGGCCACAAUGGCGGGUGGCGAAUAUACUUCCGUAAAGGAUUUCUAUCGGGAUAGGUCGAUAUUUAUAACCGGGGGUACCGGGUUUAUGGGGAAAGUACUGGUAGAAAAAUUGCUACGGUCGUGUCCUGGAAUAAAGAACAUCUAUCUACUUAUGAGACCGAAGAAAGGACAGGACGUCCAGCAGAGGUUACAAGAGCUCCUGAACGGUCCGUUGUUCGAGAAACUACGACGCGACUGUCCGCACGAACUGUUCAAAAUAAUACCGGUAGCCGGUGACGUGACGGAACCGGAACUCGGCAUCUCGGAGAGCGAUCAGGCUACCCUGAUUCGUUUCGUCUCGGUCGUAUUCCAUUCGGCGGCAACGGUGAAAUUCGACGAGGCUCUGAAGUUGUCGGUGACCAUAAACAUGCUCGGAACGAAACGCAUCAUUCAACUCUGUCAUCGUAUGCAAAAUCUGGAGGCCGUUAUCCACGUUUCUACCGCUUACUGCAACUGCGACAGAAACGACGUUGGUGAAGAGAUUUAUCCGACACCGCAGGAACCGGAACAAGUGAUCGCCUGCACGGAAUGGAUGGACGACAAACUCAUAGAGGAAUUGACGCCUCGUCUGAUAGCCGGACGCCCGAAUACUUACACGUUCACCAAAGCGUUGGCGGAAAGGAUGCUGCUCAGAGAGAGCGGUUCGUUGCCGGUGGCCAUAGUGAGACCUUCGAUAGUAUUGUCUUCGUUCAAAGAGCCCGUCGCCGGUUGGGUCGACAACUGGAACGGUCCGACAGGAAUCAUAGCGGCGGCAGGAAAAGGUUUCUUCAGAACCAUGCUUUGUCACGGCGACAAAGUUGCGGACUUGGUGCCGGUCGACAUAGUCAUCAAUCUGAUGAUAUGCGCCGCUUGGAAAACGGCGACGCAACGUUCGGACAGCAUCACGGUGUACAAUUGUUGUUCCGGCCAGCAGAAUCCCAUAACGUGGAAGGAAUUCGUCGACUUGUCGUUCAAAUUCAGCCGGCUGCAUCCCGUGAACGACGCGGUCUGGUAUCCGGACGGUUGUUGCCGGAGUUCGGCGGUUAUAAACGCGGUGUGCAGUACCUUUCAGCACACGUUGCCCGCUCACAUGUUGGACUUUAUGGCCAGGCUUAGAGGAUCGCGGCCGAUAAUGGUGCGGGUACAGGCGAAACUGGGCAAGGCCGCGCAAUGCUUGGAGUACUUCAGCACUCAGCAGUGGAACUUCCGGGACGACAACGUCAGGAGAUUGGGUCAACAGCUGAGCGUCGAAGAUAAACAAACGUUCAUGUUCGAUGUAAGCCAAAUCGAUUGGCCCGCGUACCUCGAACAGUACAUACUGGGUAUCCGACACUUCAUUCUUAAAGAGAGACCGGAAACAUUGCCGGCCGCACGUUCUUACAUCAACAAAUUAUUCUGGCUUCACAGAGCGGUGCAGUUUGGCGCACUGUUGGUGGUCAUGCGGAUUCUACUUUCGCGCAGUACAUUGGCUCGUUCCGCGUGGUUUUCAUUGCUGUCUUUCGUACUGCGUAUGUGCCGCAUGAUUGUUUGACGGCUCAGAACCCAAACCGAAGAUAGCGAUAAGCAUAAUAAAAAGCAUAAGCUUUACUCUGAGCAUAAUAUCAAGGCACGGAUAGCCCUUCGACCGAUAUGCUCGGCCACCCUGAUGAGGAAAGGCUGGUAUACGGACUCCCACAAGUUCGCCACUUUAACUAUGGUAAUCGUUUAUAAAUAUUAGCAACGGCUAGAGUAUCGUGCAGGAAAGAGUGGUGGAAUUUCUGGAUCAAAGAGAAAAAAAAAAAAAAAAGAAAAAAAAAUAGAAAAAAAGAAAAAACAUUUUGACGGGUGACGGGUGAAUAGUCGGAUGAAUGUAUGGUCGGACGAAUGGACGGAUGAAUUAGUACGCCGAUUGAGCAUCCCUAUAUAAGCUACACACCGUAACGUAGACGUAGAAGCUUGAAACUAUGAACGUUUGUGAUACAGAAAAUUCGCAAUCACACUUCGUAUAGAGAAGCUUUCUAAUUGCGCAUGUUAGAACAAUUGCGCGAACGCAAUGAAACAUGGGAUAUACCUUAUUCGAACGUUUUUUCGGAGUGUUCACUUCUGAAAAGAUAAUGGAUACUUGUGAAUAAAACAAACACUCGACGAAUGAGAAAUUUUUGUUAUACGAUAUCCAGCACUCUUUUCCUUCGCUCUCGAAUAGAUACUUUGGAAUGGUUUUAAUGGAGGCAGUUAGCCACAAAAAUGAACGAAGAACCGUUGAAAAAUGACAUUCUCAAUAGCAAAGAAGCGAAAUUCGCUCGCGUAGAUAAACGCAAUGGUUCCGAUGAAAAUAUUUCGGUUUUCGAAAGGGUUUUUUUUCAGCCCUGAAGCGAUUCGACGUUGAUGUUCGGUGACGGAUUGACUCGUUUCAUUCAGGUACUUGAAAUAGCUUAUCGUCCAAGUCACACAAAACUCUUGUGGCGAUUUAGAGCCGCUACUACUCAACUGUAAAGGCGUCGAUUGAGACGUUUGAAUACCCACGAACCCUGAAAGUACCCCGACGCGUUUUUGUGUGAAAAUUUUGCUAUUUCUGUUCUGUAUAAAAUUAUGUCCGAUCAAAGUCGAUUGACGAGGUGUAUUUUGUUCGAACAUGUCCAAUUCAUCUUAUGGGAUUAUCAUAAUUAUUGUAGCAUGUGAAGUCUUGAAAAUUUUAAAGGCAUUGGCAACCUAACCUUAUAGUUUACCCUAGGGAAUUGUGCAUUUUUCUUCACAUAAGUUGUAUACCUAUUAUAUGUAUAUGUAUACAUACCUAUACAUGCAUAUAUCGUACUCUGGUAGUAGUUUUAAAUAAUGUAUUAUAAUCUAAAGUCCAAUUAUUAUAAUUGACAAUUUAAACUAUCGCCGUUCUAGCUUCAGCUCUGCGUGUAGGAAUUAAUAAAAAUAGGAUUGUAAAUAUUGCCGAAUUGCGUCGAUUGCCCGAAAAAGAUGGAACGAUGAAUUCGCGAGGGCGGUAUCAAAGUGGUUCUUAGCCAAAUUAAGAAUUUAACGAACUGAUAGUUUCAUAAACUAUAUAACUCAUAACUGCUUUCCAACACAGAACAGCGGAACUAACUAUAACCUGUUCGAAUAAAAAACAAAUUGCUUUUUCACAUGUAUAGUCGAUUAAAACUUAUGAAACUAAAGCUUGCAUUGUGCAAAUAAAAUAUUUAACGUGUUGUAUCAUACCUAGAGAUUUGUGACGAGAAAUUCACAAUGUUUUCUUUAUAAAAAUUAUAUUUAUAGGAUCCCAAAUUUAUAGAAUUCAAUUAUUUCAGUUGCCUGUGCCUUUUGAAAUUAUUAGAUCGCAAGUAAUUCAAUUAAUAAUCGUUUCUUGAGAUAAAGACCAAUAAUAAAGGAAAAAAAAGAGAACAAAACGAAACACGAAUAAAAAUGAUAAAGAAAAAUAAUAAGAGAAAACAACAAGUAACCGUUUGUUACGCACUUCGAAGUGGGCUUCCCAUGAAAAAUAAUAAAAAUAAGAAAUGAUAAAAAAUACCAAAAAAAAAAAAAACGAAAAGAACAAAAAAAACGAACAUUGUUUGGUGACCCAUAGUUCACCGCUGCCAAGAAACUCAUUGAAAUAAAUAAGCGAAAUGAAAAUAAGAUAUAAUAAA